This is a messenger RNA of Equus caballus (horse), 2050 nucleotides long. The record is from RefSeq and is a predicted model, not a curated record. Lineage: Eukaryota; Metazoa; Chordata; Mammalia; Perissodactyla; Equidae.
UCUAAAUCUUGUCUAUAAGAAUGGAUUGAGAAAAGUAAACUCAUUUUUAAAAUAUCCAUUUUAGAGAAGGCUAGACUAGAAAGAAGUAGUCUCCUCAACGUUUGCCAUUGAUGACUGUGCUUCAACUAUAGGAAGAAGUUUACUGGCUAGAAAAGUAACACAUGUUCAUAGUAGAAAGACAGUUAAAGGAAGAACAGACAAAUAAGAAGGUUAAAAUUCCCGAGAAUUUCACCACUCCGAGAUCAUCAUCAUUAGUGCUUAAGCACGUUGGCUUCCCCUCUUUUUCUGUGCCUUCAUAACCUUCCAUUGCUUUAACAGAAUUGGCAUUGGGCUGUUUAGAAUUCAUAAUCUCUUCUUUUCCAAUACUCCCUCAUCUGUCAUCAUUCUGGAGAGGAUGUUGGGAUAACCUGUUGGCAAAUACUUCUGUUAGGCCCAGGCACAUCAGAGCCAUGGUUCACUGGACCCGGGACAGAGAGUACUUAAUGGAUAGUAAUUAUUAGGAUGAUCGGCAUCCAUUUCCCCAUCAUCUGUCACCAGUAACCAGCAUUUCUCAAGGGCAACUCCCUCCUCAGAAAACAGAUACUCUGAUUGGGGAGGAACAAUCCCCCGUUCAGGUCCAGGGGUGCUCAAUGACUCAAGAAUAAACCAUUUAGGCAUUCAAUUCUGAUGGACUCAAUGAUGGUUUGUUUUGGUCCCAUGAAUAUCAAGUCCAGGAUUUUAUUCAAGACUGUGGGAUAAAGGAAGCUCUCUUUGUCACAGAAUAUUUACAUUUAAAGAGGGGAUUCUAAAUAUUCCAAAAUACAAGGCUGGACUUGUGGUCAGAGAGGCAGUGAUGUUACCUCUCUCGGGGGGUCUGUGUGUGUCCAGCUCUACAUGCCCCUCAGGCAGGUCCAGACUAUCUCCCACCAUGAAGCAGACCCCCACCACAGCCCCUACUGGCCUACACUCUAACCACAGAGUCUCAGUCUGCUCAAGGAGACCGCCAUCUUCUCAAGGGUAGGAGACAUCUCACUCAUGUCCUUAGAGCAAGCUUCCUAAAUAGCUAUUCAUGAAUUCAUCAGUUUGGAAAAAGAUCCAAGAGCUGAGAAAUGGAGACAAUCUAGAUUUAGUCACCGAGGGGCUUCUGGGGUCCAGCUCCUCUGCUGGCUGCAGCACAGGCUUCACAUUCUUGUUCUUUCUUCUUGAUUUCACCUUGUGACUCAGCACUGGGAGUGCAAGUGUGGUUGGUGACAAUGAUACUGUCACCUACCCCAAGCCAGAGAACUUCAACAAACCACCUUGCAGAUGACACACGAAAACCAGAAGAGCACCGGUGUAGGAGGUCUGUGAGGUCUUGAGCCACCACUCCUGCCUUGCCCUUGCGGACUGUGUAUCUGGAAAGAAGUAACACCAGCAGCUGUGACCCCGGCAGACCUUCGGGAAAGAUGCGGCCACUCCUGCUUUUGUUAGUGUUUCUUCUGCCUCCUGAGGCUGGGACAGAGGACAUCAUCGGAGGACAGGAGGCCAAGCCCCACUCCCGCCCCUACAUGGUGUUUGUUCAGUGUCUGCGGGGGAACAAAAAGAAGAGGUGUGGCGGUGUCCUCGUGCAAGAGGACUUUGUUCUGACUGCUGCUCACUGCCGGGGAAGAUUAAUCAAUGUCAUUCUUGGAGCCCACAACAUCCGGAAGCAGGAGAAGACCCAGCAAGUCAUCACUGUGAGACAAGCCAUCCGCCACCCAGACUAUAAACGUAAGAAGUUCUCCAAUGACAUCAUGUUACUAAAGCUGGAGAGAGAGGCCAAGCUGACUGCAGCUGUGAGGACCCUCAGCCUGCCCUGGGGCACAGCCCAGGGGGACUCCGGGGGCCCUCUUGUGUGUGAGAAUGUGAUCCAAGGACUUGUCUCCUAUGGACGAAGAGACGGGACUCCUCCACAGGCCUUCACGAAAGUCUCGAGUUUCCUGCCCUGGAUAAAGGAAACCAUGAAAAAGCUCUAAAUCUGGGAACCAGCCAAUCUUCUCUGGAGCUGAUCCAGAAACACCCAGAAACUAAAUAAAUGUCUCUGAGCUGAGCA